AUGUCUCAGUCACAAGUUGCUUGCCAAGCACCAAGUAGCAUCUCAGAUGAAGCCAAAGACGCCUGCGAAUCGACGGUCCUCGGCAUCUUUCCGGAUGCUGAUCAAGACUGGCUCAGCACCAUUUCCGAGACGCACGCCUAUAAUGCCGAACUUGUCAUUGCUCUUAUAGCUGACUUGCUUGAGGAUGGCAAAUCGUAUCCCAAAAGGGCACGGCAACGGCAGAAGCGCAAGCGGUCACCAAGCAGCGAGGAUGUCGGCGAACAAGUGGGCAAAAGAUUCUCUGGACAGAAAUAUCGCGAUAAAUGCCUGACCAAGGCAUACGAAACUACUGCGUAG
This is a messenger RNA of Pyricularia oryzae 70-15, 336 nucleotides long. RefSeq lists its product as uncharacterized. Bases 1 to 336 code for a protein of 111 amino acids. The transcript has a single exon. Lineage: Eukaryota; Fungi; Ascomycota; Sordariomycetes; Magnaporthales; Pyriculariaceae. The record is from RefSeq and is a predicted model, not a curated record.